Messenger RNA from Penicillium olsonii, 1116 nucleotides. Lineage: Eukaryota; Fungi; Ascomycota; Eurotiomycetes; Eurotiales; Aspergillaceae. The record is from the annotation of a GenBank genome assembly.
AUGAAAGGAGUUACUUUGAAUGUGCUCCUUGCACUCGGUGCGCUUUGCACCUUCGCCAGUGCAGAAUACACAGGAACCGAUUGCAACCCGACAGAAACCAACAGCUCAUGCAGUGCCGACCCUGCCCUCGGAACCGAGCACACAUGGCUAUUCAAUUCAACGCUCGACAGCAAGCUCUGGGACAUGCAAACAGGGUCAAUCGACUACACAUCCGAGGGUGCCGACUUCAGCAUCAAGACCGAAAACGCUUCCACGCUUUUGGUAUCGAAUUUCUAUAUUUUCUUCGGAGUGAUGGAAGCACACGUCAAAAUGGCCAAAGGAGCGGGUAUCAUCAGCAGUGUCAUUCUUCAAUCAGACGACUUGGACGAGAUUGAUUGGGAGUGGGUGGGAUACAACACUAGCGGAGUCCAGUCCGACUUUUUCGGCAAAGGAAAUACAACCACCAGCGAUCGAGGAGGGUAUCAUGCUGUUUCGAACGCGGAUACAGAAUUCCAUAACUACACCUCAUACUGGGAUAAGGAUCGCCUCGAGUGGUGGAUUGAUGGUGAUUUGGUGCGGACGGUGAACUACUCCGAGCCAUUGACUGUAUACGGCAAAAAUUAUCCCCAGACGCCUUGCCAGGUCAAAGUCAGCAACUGGCCCGUCGGUAUCAAAGGACAGUCUGUGGGCAAUCUGGAAUGGGGUGGUGGUUAUGUCAACUGGACGGAUGUGCCGUUUACCAUGACAGUUUCGAAGAUCCGUGUUCAAGACUUCCACUCUGGAAAGGAGUAUAAGUAUACAGGGCACACAGGCACAUAUGAGAGCAUUGAGGUUGUUAGUGGCAACUCAACGGCUCAAGCAGAGAUCACCAAAAAGCCCGCAGAAACAUUGAACCAGAAAUGGAAUGAUCUUUCCACCGGGGCACAUAUCGGAGUUUACGUCGCUGCUGCCGUUGUCGGGGCUCUCGUCAUUGGAGCUUUCGCAUGGUUCUGCAUCAAGCAACGUCGAAAUGGCCGAUUGCAACGUGCGCUAGACGAUGGGAACUACAACGCCGAGCUUAGCACUCUGGAACAGACGAAGCUGAGAUGGAGGCAAAGUGAAUUGGGUCGCAGGGACUAUCAUCCAGUUGAGAACUGA